AUGUCCACCCCUAACAGCCAGCCCCCGUCUGCCUCCGCUGCCAACACCUCUGACCCCUCCAACCGCGAUGCCUCUCCCUCGGCGGGCGGUGGCAGGGCCAGCAAGUCUUCUUUCGGCUACGAGUCGACCAUGUCGCUUCUCGUAGACUCUCUCAAGGACCGACUAUUGUUUGCCGUACCCAAAAAGGGCCGAUUAAACGAGAAAUGUUUGGAAUUGUUGGCCGGUGCCGACAUCAAAUACAACAGGGCCCACAGGCUUGAUGUCGCUCUUGUGCAAAAUAUGCCUAUCGCUCUUGUCUUUCUCCCCGCCGCCGAUAUCCCUCGUUUUGUCGCCCUCGGCUCCGUCGCUCUCGGUAUCACCGGGCAGGAUGUGAUUGCCGAGUCCACCCACUCCCCCGCAAUCGAGGAGCUCCUGCCCUUGGGCUUUGGCAAGUGCAAGCUUCAAGUCCAAGUGCCCGUCACCGGUCCCGUACAGACCCUUGAGCAAUUGUCCGGCGGUAGGGUCGCUACCAGCUUUGAAGUCAUGGCCGGCGAGCUCUUUGGCGGCAAGGAUGGUGUUGAUGCCAAGGUCGGUAAGGGUCAGACCAAGGUAGAAUACGUUGGGGGUAGUGUUGAGGCUGCUUGUGCUUUGGGUAUGGCCGACGGUAUUGUCGACCUCGUCGAAUCUGGCGACACUAUGCGUGCUGCCGGCCUUCACGCCAUCCACACCCUGAUGUCUUCCGAGGCCUGCCUUAUCACUUCUUCCACCCCCCACGCCAACCUUACCCCCGAGCUCCUCGCCCUCAUCCCCUUGAUCAAGUCUCGAAUCGCCGGUGUUCUCGCUUCCAAACGAUACGUCUAUGCGUCCUACAAUAUCAAAAGACAGAACCUUGACAAGGCUUUGACCAUCACCCCUGGCAGGAGGGCCCCCACCGUCAGCCCGCUGGACGAGGACGGAUGGGUUGCAGUCAGCGCGAUGGUGGAGAGGAAGGAGGUGGCCAAGACGAUGGACGAGCUGGAGAGGACUGGGGCUGAGGACAUCUUGAUCAUGGCCUUGGACAACUGUCGAGUUGGUAUCUAG
This is a messenger RNA of Cryptococcus wingfieldii CBS 7118, 1059 nucleotides long. Its product is annotated as ATP phosphoribosyltransferase. The record is from RefSeq and is a predicted model, not a curated record. Gene Ontology annotation, cellular component: cytoplasm. Gene Ontology annotation, molecular function: ATP phosphoribosyltransferase activity; magnesium ion binding. The coding region runs from base 1 to 1059 and encodes 352 amino acids. Lineage: Eukaryota; Fungi; Basidiomycota; Tremellomycetes; Tremellales; Cryptococcaceae. The transcript has 3 exons. Gene Ontology annotation, biological process: L-histidine biosynthetic process.